AGGGUGAGGCUGCGGCUGGGCUGAAACCCGAGUUACAGCUCUUGUCUUCCAGGAACGACUGAAACGGCACUUGCUGUCAUGUCUCAAGGAAUCCUUUCUCCGCCAGUGGGCUUGUUGUCCGAUGAGGAGGUCGCAGUCUCCCCCAUGUUUGAGUCCACAGCUGCAGACUUGGGGUCUGUGAUACGAAAGGACUUGCUUUCAGACUGCUCUGCCGUCUCCACUUCCCUGGAGGAUAAGCAGCAGGUUCUAUCUGAGGAUAAUACAGAGAAGGUGAAAGUAUACCUGAGAAUCAGACCCUUGUUACCUUCUGAGUUGGAGCGACAGGAGGAUCAGGGUUGUGUCCACAUCGAGAAUAUGGAGACUCUUAUUCUACAAGCACCCAAGGAUUCUUUUGCCUUGAAGAGCAAUGAGCGAGGAAUUGGUCAAGCUACUCACAGAUUCACCUUUUCUCAGAUCUUUGGGCCAGAAGUAGGACAGGCAUCCUUCUUCAACCUGACCGUGAAGGAGAUGGUGAAAGACGUACUCAAAGGACAGAACUGGCUCAUCUAUACAUACGGAGUUACCAACUCAGGGAAAACCCACACAAUUCAAGGUACUAUCAAAGAUGGAGGGAUCCUACCCCGGUCCCUAGCUCUGAUCUUUAAAAGCCUCCAAGGCCAGCUUCAGCCAACACCUGAUCUGAAGCCCUUGCUUUCCAAUGAGGUGAUCUGGCUGGACAGCAAGCAGAUCCGGCAGGAAGAAAUGAAGAAGCUGGCCCUGCUAAAUGGAGGCCUGCAUGAGGAGGAGCUUUCCAGCUCCUUGAAGAGAAGUGUCUGCAUUGAAAGUCGGAUGGGUACCAGCACCAGCUUUGAUAGUGGUAUUGCUGGGUUAUCCUCUACCAGUCAGUUUACCAGCAGUAGCCAGUUGGAUGAAACAAGUCACCGAUGGGCACAGCCAGACACUGCCCCAGUAAGUGUCCCUGCAGACAUCCGCUUCUCCAUCUGGAUAUCCUUUUUUGAGAUCUAUAAUGAGUUGAUCUAUGACCUAUUAGAACCACCUAGCCAGCAGCGCAAGAGGCAGACUCUGCGGCUAUGUGAGGAUCAGAAUGGCAAUCCCUAUGUGAAAGAUCUCAAUUGGAUUCAUGUUCAGGAUGCGGAGGAGGCCUGGAAACUCCUAAAAGUGGGUCGUAAGAACCAGAGCUUUGCCAGCACCCACCUGAACCAGAACUCUAGUCGCAGUCAUAGCAUCUUCUCCAUCCGAAUCCUGCACCUUCAGGGGGAAGGAGAUAUAAUCCCUAAGAUCAGCGAGUUGUCACUCUGUGAUCUGGCGGGUUCAGAGCGCUGCAAAGAUCAGAAGAGUGGUGAGCGGCUAAAGGAAGCAGGAAACAUUAACACUUCUCUGCACACUCUCGGCCGCUGUAUUGCUGCCCUGCGCCAAAACCAGCAGAACCGGUCAAAGCAGAACCUGGUUCCUUUCCGUGACAGCAAGUUGACUCGAGUGUUCCAAGGCUUCUUUACAGGCCGAGGCCGCUCCUGUAUGAUUGUCAACGUGAAUCCCUGUGCAUCUACCUAUGACGAGACCCUUCAUGUGGCCAAGUUUUCAGCUAUUGCUAGCCAGCUUGUGCAUGCCCCACCGGUACAACUGGGAUUACCAUCCCUGCAUUCAUUCAUCAAGGAACACAACAGUCUGCGGGCAUCUCCCAUCUUAGAGGCAGGGGCUAAACUGGACCCAGGCCUUGAUGAUGACAGAGAAAAUGAAACGGACAUCUCCAUGUAUGGCAAGGAGGAACUCCUACAGGUGGUAGAAGCCAUGAAAGCACUGCUUUUGAAAGAACGGCAAGAAAAGUUGCAGCUAGAGAUGCAGCUCCGGGAUGAAAUUUGCAAUGAGAUGGUAGAGCAGAUGCAACAACGGGAACAGUGGUGCAGUGAGCAUCUGGACAUCCAGAAGGAACUGUUGGAGGAAAUGUAUGAAGAGAAACUAAAGAUUCUCAAAGAGUCAUUGACGAGUUUUUACCAAGAAGAGCUUCAGGAGCGAGAUGAAAAAGUUGAAGAACUAGAAGCCCUGUUAAAGGAAGCCAGACAGCAGCCACAAGGGUCUAAAUCAUCCCUACGGCAGUCACAUCGGUUGGCAGCUAACUACACCCAGCAACUUCAGGAGGUUAAAGCUAAAUUAGAGCAAUGCAAAGCAGAGCUGAGCUCUACCACUGAAGAGCUGCAAAAGUAUCAGAAGAUGUUGGAACCUCCACCUUCUGCCAAGCCUUUCACUACUGAUGUGGACAAGAAGUUAGAAGAGGGCCAAAAGAAUGUAAGGCUGCUGCGGACAGAGCUUCAGAAACUUGGAGAGUCUCUCCAGUCGGCAGAGCGAGCUUGUUGCCACAGCACUGGGGCAGGAAAACUUCGCCAAGCCUUGACCACCUGCGAUGACAUCUUAAUCAAACAGGACCAAACCCUGGCUGAACUGCAGAAUAACAUGAUGCUGGUGAAACUAGACCUUCGGAAGAAGGCAGCAUGCAUCGCUGAGCAGUACCAUACUGUGCUAAAACUCCAAGGCCAGGCUUCUUCCACCAAAAAGCGCCUUGGUGUCAACCAGGAAAACCAGCAACCAAAUCAGCAGCCCCCAGGGAAGAAACCAUUCCUUCGGAAUUUACUUCCUCGAACACCUACCUGCCAAAGCUCAACAGACUGCAGCCCAUAUGCCCGAAUUCUGCGCUCACGACGUUCCCCUUUACUCAAAUCUGGGCCUUUUGGCAAAAAAUACUAAGGCUAUGCGGGGGAAGGAGAGCAUAGUCGUCGUCCUGAGGUGGGUCAGCUACCCAGUUUAAGCUUUACCAUAUACCUAGAACUCUCUCCAAGAUGAAAUACUAGUAUUUUUUCCUGUUUUGUAAUAUAUCCGUAUAUGUAAUUUCAUUGUUAUGUUGUUUUUCUUGUUUGUUUUGAACUUGUGGUUUCUAUGCACACAAAAACUUAUAUUAAAUAAAAUAUACUCACUUUUA
Echinops telfairi (small Madagascar hedgehog) is the source of this 2971-nucleotide messenger RNA. It is a transcript of the gene KIF20A, whose product is annotated as kinesin family member 20A. The record is from RefSeq and is a predicted model, not a curated record. Lineage: Eukaryota; Metazoa; Chordata; Mammalia; Afrosoricida; Tenrecidae. Gene Ontology annotation, cellular component: kinesin complex; microtubule; nucleus. The transcript is spliced from 19 exons. Gene Ontology annotation, molecular function: ATP binding; microtubule motor activity; ATP hydrolysis activity. Gene Ontology annotation, biological process: microtubule-based movement. The coding region runs from base 79 to 2739 and encodes 886 amino acids.